Phycomyces blakesleeanus NRRL 1555(-) is the source of this 378-nucleotide messenger RNA. RefSeq lists its product as hypothetical. The transcript is spliced from 3 exons. The record is from RefSeq and is a predicted model, not a curated record. Bases 1 to 378 code for a protein of 125 amino acids. NCBI's taxonomy places the organism in Eukaryota, Fungi, Mucoromycota, Mucoromycetes, Mucorales, Phycomycetaceae.
AUGGAUAUGUUCCUGACUGGGCAAAGGCUUCCCAACUUCUCUCAAAAGGAUCGACGGAUCACCAUUGAGAUUAGAGUCUCUCGAAAUUGUGUGACCGCUAUAUUACACAAUGUUUUUACACAUUUAAUGUCCGAUUUCGUUUUUGAGCUCAAUGUUCAUCUUUACUGUCCUUCAAUCGCUCUCGCUAGUACUAUGGUAAACAAAGGGGAAGCGACUUUAGUAGGAGAUUUAGGCAAGAUGUUUGGAGGACUUAAGGGUUGUUUUAAGUUCAAAGAUAAAUGCCCCUAUUCAAUACCCCAGCUUGGUUUAAAUAUUAUUAUUUUUUUGCAAAAUAUACCUCUAGACCUGCAUUUUUUCCCUGUAACAAUGGUUGGUUAA